AGUCUCCACUCUCCACUUCCGGCAGCUAUUAGCUUUAGAGAGAAACUGCAUCAACAAUGGCGUUGAGACUGGCAUCGCUAAAACGCGCCGCGGUUGAGUCAUGCCGCAUCUUCGAAACCCGAAGCUUCAGCCACGUCGCGGCUAUUCCUCCGCCUUUUAACAGCGUCAUCGAUCGACCCAUCGUUACGCCGCCGCUGAUUUCACCUGAGUUCGAUGAGAAUCAGAGUCAAUCGGGUUUGAUCGAUGAGAAGAGCUUCGGAUUCGGGUUUCCUAGUUUCGCUUUCAGUGGAUCCAUGGACCUGAUGGCUGUGCCCAAGAAGAAGGUUUCUAAACACAAGAGAGGGAUAAGAAAUGGGCCAAAGGCUCUUAAGCCUAUUCCUGUCAUCAUCCGUUGCAGGUUUGAGUUUGGUAUGAGAUUUAGUUUUGAGGUUGUGAAGGAUUUAAUGUAUGUCCCCUUUCUACCAUCACUUGGCAUUCAAGUAUAAAGGAGUUGCGGGCGAGUCAAGCUGCCACAUUUCUUCUGUUGCAGCGGUGAGCGGGUAAACCCCAGUGAGCAAGGCCACUAGAACUGCUCACCAAGAUCUCCUAUAUGAUUACUCCUUGUUGGAUAUCCAGAGGGGUACAUCUUGGGUUUCUUAGUCCUAGACUCGAGUGAUACUAUAGACUUUGUUGACUCAUAUUAUUUGGGUUUCAGCUGCAAGAUCAAUAUGCUCAUGCUUCUUUUUUUUGACAAGUUAUGUUGUUGUCAUUGCUUGUUGCAAAGUCUAGGACAGCUCAUUUAUAUAUGUGCUCUCAGACUUAAAAUCAACAUCUACUUAAAUAAAGAAAAAUCUUCCCAUGAAA
Molecule: messenger RNA, 843 nt
Organism: Brassica oleracea var. oleracea
Lineage: Eukaryota; Viridiplantae; Streptophyta; Magnoliopsida; Brassicales; Brassicaceae
Exons: 4
Coding region: 57-485 (142 amino acids)
Biological process (GO): translation
Cellular component (GO): mitochondrial large ribosomal subunit
Molecular function (GO): structural constituent of ribosome
Source: RefSeq, a predicted model, not a curated record